CCACCUGAAGACUCCACUAUAGCCAGCGAGCCUCCCACCUGAAUCCCCACAGCUUGUUUCAUGCACCAAGCUUUGCUUAAGCCUAGACCUACACACUUGUAAACCGAGUCAAAAACACAGCUUUUUGAAUUGCCACCACAGUGCAAAUUAGUACUCGAAGCCCGUCGAGUUCUAUAGCUCUCUGCUCACGCUCUUUGGGUGAUAGACGUGUCUGACACACACUUAGGCUAGCAGAAAGUUAAAGUAUCAGCCUAACGUCUUAUAAAGUCUACAGAAAACGCAACCAUGGAUGGUCCGCAGCGGGGACGCCGCGCCCACAGCCAGCUUUGAGCUUAGCCCCAGCACAAAAAGGUAGCACCUUACGGAGCUGAUGGCACUUCCACCAUUGCCCGGCGCACGGAGCACCAGCCCGGGUGGGGACCACGCGGGUGCCUCGCGCCCAGGCAGCAGCGGCCGCGGCGCCCUCCGCGCCAGCGCCUCCAUGGCCGCAGGCGCGCUCAGUGAAGCGCCCUCUCCCAGCGGUGGUCACCACCCGAACCCCCGAAGUGGCUACGCCAGCGGCGCCAGCAGCCCCGCGCCCGGCGCCGUCGGAGGACUACACGCUCAUUACACGGGAGGCACGCUCACGGCCUCGCCCUCCAUGGCCUCUAUGCCGGGUGGCGGCGGCGCCAGCGGCGGCGGCUCGCCCUCUCGGGCGGGUCGCUCCUCGCGGCACAGCUCUGUGGCUUCGCGCAUAGACUCCGGGCCGCGCAAGCUGACGCAGGCGCAGCAGGUGGAGCGGCUGCACGUGCAGCUGAUGGAGGUGCUGCGCAGCGAGUGGCGCAGCAUCAAGACAACAAACCUGGGCGUGCUGUCGGGCACGGCGGUGGUUGAGGAGCUGCUGCUGCGCCGCAUCAGCGCCUGGGCGCGCGAGCUGCACAUGCUGGCCAUCACACACGCCUCGGCCUCGGAGCGGCUGGCGGCGCUGUGCCGGGGCAUGAGCACGCAGGAGCUGCAGCAGCUGCAGGUCAUGUUUGACGUGACGGGCCACCCCGAGCUGUCCGACUACUGCCGCCUGGUGGUGUACAACACAGCCGACCCCAACGCCAAGGCGGUGGUGGGCGACCUGCGGGCGCUGAGGGCAGCCAGCGCGGCGCGACGAUCCCGGAGUACGCCCAGCAGCCGCCGGAGAGCGCCGCCGCCACCACCGCCGCGCCCAUACAACCCAUACGCCGAAGACCCGCACGCGAUGCGUUUCGCGGGCCUGCUGCCUGAAAACCACCGCCUGGUGUCGGGCGCACACGCGGCGCGCGACCGGCGGCUCAGAGAGGAGGAGGAGGCGCGGCGGGCUGCGGAGGCAAGGGCGGCGCGCGCACGGGCGCGGGCGGAGGCAGCGGAGGGGCGGGACGGCGCCGCGGCGGGCUCUGAGGCGGAGGGCGACACAGAGGCGGAGCGGCGAGCGGCGGAAGCCUCGGCACGUGCGGCGCUGCUGCACGCGCGCAACCCGGCGCCCGAGGUGCUGCCGUACUACCUCGCUGACGUGGAGGACCAGUGGCGUCGCACGGUGCUCAAGCGCGGCGUGGUGGGGGCCGGCGGCGCCGCCGACGCCUCCCUGCCCGCCUCCGAGGGCGUGUUCGACUCCUGCAUCAUGCUGGCGGAGCCGCUGCCGCCGUACGAGGCGCCGCCGGAGGCGGCGCGGCUGCGGGCGGAGCAGGAGGAAGAGGAGGCGGCGGCCGCGGCGGCGCAGGCGCAGGCGCUGGCGUUCGGGCUGCCUUCGUCGCGCGGCACGGCGGGAGGGAUGCUGUCGAGCAUGAGUACCAUGGCGUCGGUGCGGGCCGCUCCGCCGACGCCUGCGGGACCGCAGAGGGCAGGCACGAUAGCGGCGCCGUGGAGCGGACCUGGCACACCGGGGCUAGGCGCGACCCGGUCAGGGCCGCAGCCGGCCAUGUCGCGGCACGGCAGCGCGACGGGCGCGUUGCCGGGCGCGGGGCUGAGCGGUGUGGGCGUUGGUGCCGGCUCUCAAGAGGGGAAUGGCAGUGGCGCUGGCGCGGGUGCGGGCUCGGGGGCUGCCGGGGCAGGGGCUGGAGCGGGACAGGGCACCGGGGCGGCGGCAGCCGCGGGGGGCGGGGCAGGGCCGUCGAGGUUUGCGGGUGGCAGCAGGGCAGGCUCACGUCCGCCUCCCGUGGCGGUACCGCCGCAUCAGGAGGCAAGCACCUAAACAGCUGAUGCUUGGUUAGACUGCUGCAUGAUGAUGCUCGUCCACUUCGUGUGCGCCGUUUUUGUGUUACGGAGGGGUGACCGAGAGGCAGAGCUUGGGCGGCAUGGAGUGUGUGGUGUGGCAAGAGCGCAUUAGUGCAUUACUGCACUGCGGAUGUUAUGCAUGUGUGUAUGUGCAUGUGUGUUGGCAUCGUGGUCAAUGCUUGCAUGUGUAGUGGCUGUGAAAAUAAGCCUCAAUUGUUUUGUCUUGGCUGUGCUGCAGCAAGUCUGUCUGGGUGGAUAGGCUUGGGCGUCGUGGCGUGUGGAGCCGCCGACGCCUCUGCUGUAUGACGUGUGUGCGUCUACUUGUCUGCUGCGCUCCUGAGCACUCCCCUUGCUGCGGGUGUGCUUGCGCCUUGUGGAUUGCGCUUGCGCCUUGUACGGUCAGUCUCGGCGGGCGACACCGGUGUCACCGGUCACGGCUCACUCCCGUUACCGGGAGUGAGCCGUGUGGGGGCGCGUGCUGGCGCCGCGCCGUGCCAUGUGCGCUGGUUGCAUGGGCGCACGCACCUACUAUCCCUGGGUACUGCAUUCAUGUAUAGCUUGUAAGACGAGACUGGUGCGCGGGAACUGAAGAGGAGGUCUAGGUAUCUAGAUAGCAUGGACGAGCAGGAGACGUGUGAGCCCGUGCCAGAGGUCAUACAAGGCGUGGGCUUCUCACGAGGGCAUGGGGGCAUGAAUGCUGAUCGACCGCUAAAGGCCGUCUGGAAGACUGCGGCGGCUGGGCGCGCGCCAUACACAGGCCGUGUCAGGGCGACAGUACUGCGUCCUACUGGAGGGUGCCGGCGUGCCUUCACUCAGAUUAUGGAUGAAUGCAGACUGCGAAACGGGUGGCGGCCGUUGCUGGGCGGCUUGAUUGGGCCCGGCCUUGUAAGAGCAAGCUCAGUCAGACGCCUGAAGGUCCCGGACAUCAUGCUGGCUGCAGAGCAGCACCUACGUACCCGCCGCCCGCGGGCCGAGUAAAAGUGAUGUAAAUAACGCCGCAA
Molecule: messenger RNA, 3221 nt
Organism: Chlamydomonas reinhardtii
Lineage: Eukaryota; Viridiplantae; Chlorophyta; Chlorophyceae; Chlamydomonadales; Chlamydomonadaceae
Exons: 5
Coding region: 371-2197 (608 amino acids)
Source: RefSeq, a predicted model, not a curated record